UUUCAACCUUUUAUAAUGUCUCUUUUCCUUUAAACAUUUAGCUUCUUCCAUGAGCAAAAAUAAAGGAGGCUUUAAUGCAAAUUCUGUGGUUGAUAAUCAGAUCUCUGAAUCUGGAAUAUGAGUAUAUAAAGACUCUGAUGUUUUAUUGGCCUUUCCUCCCUUCCAAAUUUAUGAUCAAUGGUUUAUUUUUCCCAUUAGAAUUAUUGCAGCUGGUACUGUUAAUAUUAUUAAAAUUCGUCAUCAUUUCGAGAAAAUUCAUAAAAAUGCUGAUUAAAUUUUAAGUAUGUUAAAAAUUAGCACUAGUGAUUAGUCAAUAAGUUUUCCACUUUUGGAAGGUGAUUAAAUUUAGAGCGAACCAUUGUUUCUGGAAAUUUAAGACCAUAAAUUAUUAGCAAGCUAUCUACUGAUGAGAAUCAUAUAGAAAGAUUUUGAAGACAGCGAUGUGGUUACUCCUGGUCUGGUUACAAAUUUCAAAAUUAUUUAAGAGUUUUUCAUUAAAAUUUUAUUAAUUUAGUGGUAGUAGACGGUUGAGAAAUAUGAGAUUGCCAUGUUUGGUAAUAAACUAUGACAUUCAUGAUGUGAGGAUGUUGAUUUCAAAGAUAAGGAACCAUUGAUUCUUAUGGACGAAGAAAAGGUGUUUAUUAUGUCCUAACUAACCAAGGAAAAUUUAUUUUCCUGUUACAUAUUUUCUAAAAUUAUGCUAAUGAAAAUUAAUGCUCGAGUAAACAAGUCUGAAAGUUCUUAUCCUAAACAGCUGUUAUAACACGGUCUACUUAUUAAAUUACCUCUAGUGUAUACCAAGAAUGAUCAAAUAUAGCUAGGAUCACUGAUUAUUUGUUCAAAUAGCAUGUUCUAGGCUCUCUUUAGAGAAAUGAGCCAACAUUUUAGAAGAAAGAUAAAAUAGAAGAGUUUUUCAAAAUUUUCAGACAUAUCCAACAUUACUUUACACUGAACGCAAGUCAGGCUUUAACUGAAUUAGCUUAAUAGAGAGGCUUAGUUGGAAGAACGAGGAGGCCAAGAGCUUGAACAAGUUUUUGCAUGUUUUGAACUCUCAAUAUUCUGCGCUAUGGGAUACUGGUGCUUUCAUUUUCAAACCUUCAUAAAUUUAUUUGCAUCAGGAUUUAAUGGAAUUGAAAAGACGAUCCAAAAGAUUUCUCAAGAGCUUGGUUUGCUUCUUCUUAGAAAUAUUACCUCAAAGAGAGAGUCCAAGACCAAAGAGUGCUAAAAUUAUCUUAAGAGGAAGCCAAAAAUGGAUUGAAAGGCAAUCAUUUUAUUGUUCACCUUAGAAGUAAAAUGCUUCAUAUUAAGAUAUCAAGCCGGUAAACUUCCGAUAAACCUUCUUGAAGUGAUUCUGCCUGAAUAUUAAAGAUAUUUAAGAACAGGGAAAAGGCGGGACCGGCAUUUUAUAGU
This is a messenger RNA of Moneuplotes crassus, 1410 nucleotides long. The record is from the annotation of a GenBank genome assembly. NCBI's taxonomy places the organism in Eukaryota, Ciliophora, Spirotrichea, Euplotida, Euplotidae.